UUUGUGAGACACUGCUAUAGUGGUCCAGCUCAACAGCCAGCUAGCUAACAACAACACAAGACUCCGGCCAACUAGCGUUGUAAUUAAAUCCAACAUUAAGGGGGCAAACAGCUUCCAUGUGACACGCACCGAUGCAGAUGGACGUCUGGGCUGAACACUGACGAGUGGAAGUGACAGAUUCCUCUUCCUCACCCUCUUGCCCCAAACAUCUGUCACACUGGCAAUGUCAAGAGUCCCGAGUCCCCCUCCCCCUGCGGAAAUGUCCAGCGGGCCUGUGGCCGAGAGCUGGUGCUACACUCAGAUCAAAGUGGUGAAGUUCUCUUACAUGUGGACCAUCAAUAACUUCAGCUUCUGUCGUGAGGAGAUGGGGGAAGUCAUCAAGAGCUCCACCUUCUCUUCUGGGGCCAAUGACAAGCUGAAAUGGUGUUUGCGGGUGAAUCCCAAGGGCCUGGAUGAGGAGAGCAAAGAUUACCUGUCCCUCUACCUGCUGCUGGUCAGCUGUCCAAAAGCCGAGGUGCGUGCCAAGUUCAAGUUCUCUAUCCUCAACGCCAAGGGAGAGGAGACCAAAGCCAUGGAAAGCCAGAGGGCGUAUCGUUUUGUCCAGGGGAAGGAUUGGGGUUUUAAAAAGUUCAUCCGGAGAGAUUUCCUCCUAGAUGAGGCCAACGGCCUUCUACCUGAUGACAAGCUCACGCUCUUCUGUGAGGUGAGUGUGGUGCAGGACUCUGUCAACAUUUCUGGUCAGAACACCAUGAACAUGGUAAAGGUACCCGACUGCCGGCUAGCAGACGAGCUGGGCGGCCUGUGGGAGAACUCACGUUUCACAGACUGCUCCCUGUGUGUGGCUGGCCAGGAGUUUCAAGCACAUAAAGCCAUCCUAGCAGCACGUUCCCCAGUAUUCAGCGCCAUGUUUGAGCACGAGAUGGAAGAGAGCAAAAAGAAUCGUGUGGAGAUCAACGAUGUGGAGCCCGAGGUUUUCAAAGAGAUGAUGUGCUUCAUUUACACAGACAAGGCUCCAAACCUGGACAAAAUGGCAGAUGACUUGCUUGCAGCAGCUGAUAAGUAUGCUCUGGAGAGACUGAAGGUCAUGUGUGAGGACGCGCUGUGCACUAGCCUGUCUGUGGAAAACGCUGCUGAGAUCCUGAUCCUCGCUGACCUGCACAGCGCCGACCAGCUCAAAACGCAGGCCGUCGACUUCAUUAACUACCAUGCUGCAGAGGUGAUGGAGACAGCAGGCUGGAAGUCCAUGGUGGCGUCUCAUCCGCACCUGGUGGCUGAAGCGUAUCGCUCCCUGGCUUCUGCUCAGUGCCCUUUCCUCGGACCCCCACGCAAACGCCUCAAACAGUCCUAACAGUCCCACAGGAAGGCAUCCACACACACUCAUACAAACUCACACCUUUGCACAUACAUGCACUCACAAAAACACACAGAUCCCCCCCCAACCCUCAAACACACAGGGACAACCUUUCCCCCUUGCUGUUACCUACUACACUACCUACAGCCUCUCCCCAAAUCUCCCCCUUCUGCCCCAUCCAGAACCUGCUGUAUUUAGUCUCUUCUAAAGAUGGAGGGAAGGAGGAGGAAGAGAUGGACGAGAGGGAGAAGUGGGAUUGUUAAGUGGAUGUUUUGUUGUUUACAAAGGAAAAAGAAAAACCCACAGCACCCUCUCCUUUCUCCUCGGCUCUGGUUUAGUGAGGUCUCUUUUCCGUGAAUAAAUCCAAAAUCCUUGGUAGUUCCUACUUUGGAAUCUGUUCAGGAGGAAGAACUGGACACAUGAACCCAACAAGAGCCAACCGUUUUUGAAACUUGGAGGCUUGAAGGACUAUUGCAGAUAAGGUCUUUUAAGUGUCUAUUUUAUCACAUGGCUUCUUUUUUUGCUCUGUUCUUAGUGUUUGGAGUAGAGCUGUGAGAGAAGCCCAAAAACUAAAGGACACGUGGGCCUGUGAGGGACUAAAGAAGAUGAAAUGGGCCUUUCAAACUAGAAGACCCCAAGAAAGACAACCAAGGGCUAGUCAAAAAAACAAAAAAGAAGCAGCAAGAGCAGAUAUGGGCCUAAAAUCAUCAAAUUUUCCCAAAGAAAGUGGGGAAAACAUUGCACUAAAUUCACAGGUCACCCCCGUGUCAACCCUUACCAGCAGUAAAGUAGAAAUACUGUAGGCAAGCACACAUUGACGCAAGCUUCUUGGACUAGAGACCCAGCUGGACCACCAAGAACAAGUACCCUUUAAGAAGAUUUAUCAGCAAGUGACAAAAAAAAC
This is a messenger RNA of Maylandia zebra (zebra mbuna), 2255 nucleotides long. Its product is annotated as speckle-type POZ protein. The record is from RefSeq and is a predicted model, not a curated record. Gene Ontology annotation, molecular function: protein binding. Lineage: Eukaryota; Metazoa; Chordata; Actinopteri; Cichliformes; Cichlidae.